AUGUCCACUGACACUUAUGGGUGGACCGUGCAAGAUUGGUUGCGAUUCCAUGCAGACUCAACGCCCGAGGUUUCGUUUAAGGCGUUGCUCGCGCUUGUGAAGAGCCAAAAACAAGCACCUGAGGAUCCCGCUUGGAUUUCGGUCGCUAGUGAAGGGAAUCUCGACCAACAGUGGAAAAUCCUGCAAAGCAAAGCGCAUAAAGACACGUUACCGCUUUACGGUGUGCCUGUCGCGAUCAAGGAUAACAUCGAUGCACGCGGUUUCGACACAACUGCCGCAUGCCCCUCUUUUAGGUACACUCCAGCGCAGGACUCAACCGUGGUAGCGCUUUUGAGAGAUGCAGGUGCCAUUAUCGUGGGGAAGACCAAUUUGGACCAGUUUGCAACCGGUUUGGUCGGCACUAGAUCGCCCUACGGUAAAACUCCUUGUGUUUUCAGUGACAAGCACGUUUCGGGCGGUUCUUCAGCAGGUUCCAGCUCCGUAGUGGGCAGAGGUAUAGUACCGCUCGCCUUGGGCACUGACACUGCGGGUUCCGGCAGAGUCCCCGCUGCUUUGAACAAUUUAAUUGGGUUGAAACCUACAAGAGGCAUAUUCUCCUGCUACGGUGUCGUACCCGCUUGUAAAUCGCUGGACUGCGUGUCCGUGUUUGCAUUCAAUUUAAAGGAUGCGGAAACCUGUCUCAAAGUCAUGGCCAAACCAGAUUCAGAGAAAGACGAAUAUUCAAGACCACUCCCAGCAAAUCCACUGCGAAAAUAUCCACAGCACGUGAAAGUCGCCAUCCCCAAACAACUUUACUGGUACGGGGAGACGCAUAAUCCUAAAAUAUAUGAAGACGCUGUUGAAAACCUGAAAAAGACGGGCGCCGAAGUUUCGGUACUGGAUUUCGAGCCUUUACUAGAUCUAGCACGUUGUCUGUACGAAGGUGCAUGGGUCGCGGAGCGGUACGAGGCCACGAGAGAUUUUUUCGCGACAAAUCCUCCAAAAUCCACUCUUGAUCCAACAGUUACAGCGAUCAUCAAAUCUGCCACGAAAUUCGACGCCGCGGACGCUUUCAAGUUCGAAUACAAGCGUCAAGGGAUUUUGCAGAAAGUCAAGAAGGCACUGAAAGAAGUAGACGUCCUUUGUGUUCCUACUUGUCCUUUGAAUCCAACUUUCGAGCAAAUCGAAGCCGAACCGGUGCUUGUCAACUCCAGACAAGGAACAUGGACCAACUUUGUUAAUUUGGCCGACAUGGCCGCAUUGGCCAUUCCCGCCGGUUUUCGGCCCGAUGGUCUUCCCAACGGUGUGACAUUGAUCGGGAAGAAAUUCACGGACUUCGCGCUUUUGGACUUGGCCAACAGAUUCUUCAAAGAGGCCUUCCCAAACAAUUCGAGAAGUUACGGUGUCUUCACUGACAAACAAGUCAACCUAGAGGACGAGUUAGAAGGCCCCGAGGGAUGUCUCAAAAAUUCAAUUAGGCUAGCAGUCGUAGGAGCUCAUCUUAAAGGGCUACCACUACAUUGGCAGCUGGAGGCCGUUAAUGCACAAUAUUUGGCCUCCCCAAAAACGUCUAAGAAUUACAAGCUUUACGCUCUUCCCAAGACUGGUCCGGUUUUGAAACCGGGUCUCAGAAGAGUAGAAUCUACUACUGGAUCUCAAAUUCAACUUGAAGUAUACAGUGUACCAAAGGACAAGUUUGGCACUUUCAUUACAAUGGUUCCUGAACCUUUAGGAAUUGGCUCUGUCGAACUUGAAUCCGGUGAAUGGGUGAAAUCCUUUAUUUGCGAGGAGUUUGGUUACACGCAGAAGGGCACCGUGGACAUCACUAGCUAUGGCAGCUUUAAAACUUACGUGGAAUACCUAGAAAGAGAAGAUGCCAAGACCAAGAAACCUUUUCAAACGGUUCUUAUUGCCAACAGAGGUGAAAUUGCUGUCAGAAUAAUCAAAACGCUGAAAAAACUCGGCAUCAAGUCCGUUGCAGUUUAUUCGGACCCCGACAAAUAUUCUCGCCAUGUUACGGAUGCCGAUUUUGCAGUUCCGCUUCAUGGAAGAACGGCAGCCGAGACAUACCUUGACAUUGACAAGAUUAUUACUGCUGCUAAAGAAACCAACUCUGAGGCGAUCAUUCCCGGGUACGGGUUUUUGUCCGAGAAUGCUGACUUUUCUGACAGGUGUGGUCAAGAGGGAAUUGUUUUCGUUGGCCCUUCAGGUGACGCAAUUCGCAAACUGGGCCUAAAGCAUUCUGCCAGAGAAAUAGCUGCAAAAGCUGGUGUGCCACUUGUGCCAGGUUCCGGUCUCAUCUCCUCACCUCAGGAGGCCAAGAAAGUUGCUCGAGAAAUUGAAUACCCUGUAAUGGUGAAGUCCACUGCUGGCGGUGGUGGUAUUGGUUUGCAGAAAGUCGAUUCAGAGGACGAAAUCGAAAGAGUUUUCGAAACCGUCCAACACCAAGGUAAGGCAUAUUUCGGCGACUCUGGCGUCUUUUUAGAACGUUUUGUUGAGAAUGCAAGACAUGUUGAGAUACAAAUGAUGGGAGAUGGCCGCGGGAAGGCUAUUGCCAUCGGUGAACGUGACUGCUCCUUGCAGCGGCGCAACCAGAAGGUUAUUGAAGAAACUCCUGCGCCAAAUUUGAGCGAGAAGACACGCUUAAGGAUGAGAAAAGCCUCUGAAAACUUAGGGUCAUUACUCAAUUACAAGUGUGCUGGUACUGUUGAGUUUAUUUACGAUGAGAAGAGGGACGAAUUUUAUUUUCUGGAGGUAAAUGCUAGAUUACAAGUCGAACAUCCAAUUACUGAAAUGACCACCGGCCUCGACCUAGUUGAAUGGAUGCUGAGAAUCGCCGCUGACGAUCCUCCUGACUUUGAUUCUACGAAGAUCGGAGUCAACGGAGCAUCCAUCGAGGCUCGUUUAUAUGCUGAAAAUCCUAUCAAAGAUUUCAGACCUUCUCCAGGGCAACUGACCGAUGUCAAAUUUCCCGGGUGGGCAAGAGUUGAUACUUGGGUUGAAAAAGGAACUGUUGUAUCAGCAGAAUACGACCCCACUUUGGCCAAGAUUAUUGUGCACGGGAAAGAUCGGAACGAUGCUAUAAUCAAGCUAAACAAAGCGCUAGAGGAAACUGUCAUUUAUGGGUGCGUUACAAAUAUCGACUACCUUAGGUCAAUUGCAUCUUCUGACAUGUUUAAAUCUGCCAAGGUAGCUACAAAGGUUUUGGACUCUUUCGACUACAAGGCAAAUGCCAUCGAAGUUUUAGCUCCUGGUGCUUACACCACUGUUCAAGAUUAUCCUGGAAGAAAAGGGUAUUGGAGGAUUGGUGUUCCUCCCUCUGGUCCCAUGGAUGCCUACUCCUUUAGAUUGGCUAAUCGUAUUGUGGGAAACCAUGAGAAAGCGCCUGCUAUUGAAAUCACAUUAAAUGGCCCCAAAAUUCUCUUCCACCACGAAUGUGACAUCGCGAUAAGUGGAGGUGUUGCCCCAUGUACCAUCAAUGAUCAGCCUGUUGAUUUGAAUAAACCGAUUACAGUUAAAAGAGGAGACACUUUGGCAAUCGGCAAGCUUGUUUCAGGAUGCCGUUCGUACCUUGCUGUGAGAGGAGGUAUUGAUGUACCCGAAUACUUAGGAUCUCGUUCGACAUUCGCUCUGGGAAAUAUGGGCGGUUACAAUGGUAGAGUCUUGAAGUUGGGUGAUGUUCUCUUUAUCAACAAACCAGAACUUGCUUCAACUAAUAUCCCUGCACCCAUGUACGAGCCCGCCAUGGCUCCAAACAGCUUAAUACCACAAAUUGCUCAGAAGGAAUGGCAAAUUGGUGUCACUUGUGGCCCUCAUGGUUCUCCUGACUUCUUCAAACCCGAAUCGAUUGAAGAAUUCUUCGCUGAGAAGUGGAAGGUUCACUAUAAUUCAAACAGGUUUGGUGUGAGACUAGUGGGUCCUAAACCGAAAUGGGCGAGAAACGAUGGUGGGGAAGGUGGCUUGCAUCCAUCUAAUGCACAUGACUAUGUCUACUCGUUGGGUGCCAUCAACUUUACCGGAGAUGAACCAGUGAUUAUUACGUCUGAUGGUCCAUCGCUUGGGGGUUUUGUUUGUCAAGCCGUCGUUCCAGAGGCUGAGCUUUGGAAGGUUGGACAAGUGAAACCAGGUGAUUUGAUUCAAUUCGUUCCUGUUUCUUAUGAGACGGCAAGAUGUUUAAAAGAAUCACAAGACAAUGCCAUUGCUUCAUUUCAAGACGGCUCUUUGAAGGUAUUGAAUGAGAAACUAGUGCUCCCAAAAUAUGAAGAUCCUAUUCUCGCCCAGCUCGCCAAAAGGUCCGACCUCUCGCCUAAAGUUACCUAUCGCCAGGCUGGUGACAGAUAUGUCCUUGUUGAGUAUGGCGAAAACGAAAUGGAUUUGAACAUUUCUUACCGAGUUAACAGACUUAUUAGUACCGUUGAAAAACAUCAUACCGUCGGUAUCAUCGAGAUGUCUCAAGGUGUCAGAUCUGUCUUAAUAGAAUUCGACGGAUAUUUGAUUUCUCAAAAGAGGCUUGUCGAUACAUUGAUUGCUUAUGAGCAAGAAAUACAUUUCGACAAAAACUGGUCAAUAAAGUCCAAAAUUUUGAAACUGCCUCUUGCUUUUGAAGAUUCCAAAACUUUGGAGUGUGUCAAACGUUAUCAGGAAACAAUCCGUUCAUCUGCACCAUGGCUUCCUAACAAUGUUGACUUCAUAGCUGACGUUAACGAUAUCACACACAAAGACGUUGAAGACAUGCUCUACAGUGCUAGGUUUCUUGUAUUGGGUCUUGGAGAUGUGUUCUUAGGCGCUCCUUGUGCUGUACCACUUGAUCCUCGUCACAGGUUCUUAGGAUCGAAGUACAAUCCAUCGAGAACUUACACCAAGAACGGUACAGUAGGUAUUGGAGGCAUGUACAUGUGCAUCUAUGCUAUGGAUUCUCCAGGUGGAUAUCAAUUGGUUGGUAGAACUAUUCCAAUCUGGGACAAGCUAAAGCUAGGUACCCACUCAAAGGAACAUCCAUGGCUACUUACACCUUUUGAUCAGGUCGAAUUCUACCCCGUUAGUGAGGCAGAGCUAGACAAGUUCACUGAAGACUGCAGCAAUGGUAAAUUCUCUGUCCAAAUCGAAGAAGGCGUUUUCGAUCACAAACGCUAUUUGGAAUGGAUCGACAAAAACAUUGACUCAAUCACAAAAUUCCAAGAAAGCCAGAAAGGUUCCAAGGCCGAGGAGUUUGCCAAGUUAAUUCAAGUAUCUAAUGCUGAACUUGAACAAACUACAGGUAGCACCGCUGCCCCUGAGCAAAGCUAUCCAGAAAACGCUGAAUUCGUUUAUUCAGAAUAUUCAGGAAGGUUUUGGAAACCAACAGUUACAGUUGGUGACAAAGUAUCAAAGGGUCAAAGCUUAGUGAUUGUCGAAGCCAUGAAAACAGAGAUGGUGGUCGCAGCACCACGGGAGGGCAAAGUGCUCGACAUUUUGCACAAGAAUGGAGACAUGGUCGAAGCUGGCGACGUAGUAGUCGUGAUUGAAUGA
Messenger RNA from Lachancea mirantina, 5487 nucleotides. NCBI's taxonomy places the organism in Eukaryota, Fungi, Ascomycota, Saccharomycetes, Saccharomycetales, Saccharomycetaceae. The record is from the annotation of a GenBank genome assembly.